AUGACGUUCUGAACCGGGUGAAUAGAGAUAUAAACCUGGAUGUGUUGAAGUCUGAUCGUCAGCCGAUGAAGCAAAGCCGUCUGUAAUACGCUAGGAGCUCAACCAUUCUUUAACAUAUAUAUAAAUAAAUAUAUAGAUAUAUUUUGCUGAGGAUGCUGAGGCCACCGAUGGAAGCUAAGGACAAGAGGAGAAAUGGGGACGGGAAAUCAAGGUCUAAACUGCUGGGUACGUCUUCUCGGAAGUUGAGCACCAGAGGGCUUUCUUUUGAGGAGGUGAACCAAUGGUCGCAGUCCCUGGCAAGGCUUCUUGAAUCCCCCUAUGGCAUGAUUACAUUUCAGGCCUUUUUAAAGGCAGAGUUCAGUGACGAAAAUCUUGAAUUCUGGCUGGUGUGCGAGGACUACAAGAAGGUUAAGCGUUCCUUUCGACUGUCUGCUAAGGCCAGGAAGAUCUUCAACUGCUUCAUUCGAGUUGAAGCUCCGAGAGAGAUAAACAUCGACCACCAGACCAGAGAGCUGACCAAGAGGAACCUGCAGGCCCCUACCACCGCCUGCUUCAUGGAGGCCCAGAAGACUGUGUUCGGCCUGAUGGAGAAGGACUCGUACCCGCGCUUCCUCAGGUCCAGUAUCUACAAGACCUUAAUGGACUCCAGGUCGGAGAGCUUCAAGAUGUAAGGGAUUGUCCAUCCUGGAUGUUCUGGAUGUGAGAUGUGUGAUGUGAGGGCGAGGAGGCCCUACAGGAGCUGUGUGAGCUGCUGAAGGACUGACCUCACACCAUGAGGGGAGGACAGUUGUGCCUUGCUUGCAAUCUUAAAGCAUUUUUGCAUACUGUGCUUGGUGCAAAUAGAUGGUGAAUUCUAAGGUUUCCAUGUUUCUGCCGGGUUAAUAUGGCAAUGUUGAUGAUGAUAGUGAUGAUGAGGCAAAUCCAAAGAAGGGGUAGAAGAAAUCCAUGGAGGAAGACAAAUGUGUGUACAGUUUUAAUCAGGUCAAGUGGAUCAGUAUUGAUCCCAGUGCAAGGCCUUGGUGACAUGUUCCAUGUGUUCCAUGUAUAAUAAAAAAAGUUGCUAACUGAA
This is a messenger RNA of Gadus macrocephalus (Pacific cod), 1069 nucleotides long. Its product is annotated as regulator of G-protein signaling 8-like. The coding region runs from base 153 to 671 and encodes 172 amino acids. Lineage: Eukaryota; Metazoa; Chordata; Actinopteri; Gadiformes; Gadidae. The transcript has 5 exons. The record is from RefSeq and is a predicted model, not a curated record.